Messenger RNA from Paramecium octaurelia, 289 nucleotides. NCBI's taxonomy places the organism in Eukaryota, Ciliophora, Oligohymenophorea, Peniculida, Parameciidae. The record is from the annotation of a GenBank genome assembly.
AUGUUGGAUUAGCCGUGUUAUGAUAAUGCAAAUCUAGUAAGUGAUAAUUUUUAUGUAGGGUGAAGGCUUCUUAUAUAAUCUACCUAUUACAUAAAUGGGAUCCAUAUCUUUGUUUAAGGUAAUUUUGAUACGCUCCAAUUUAAGUUGCUGCUUUAUUAUAAUUUUAUUUUGUUAAGCCUCCAUUUUCAAAGUGUCAUUAAAGGUCACUUAUAUCUUAGCUAUGAGUUUUAAUAUUGUCAUUCAUCGAUUGCUAUAUUUUUAUGAUAUCACCCACAAGACUUCUAAGUGA